Amaranthus tricolor (Joseph's coat) is the source of this 1702-nucleotide messenger RNA. Its product is annotated as chloroplast stem-loop binding protein of 41 kDa b, chloroplastic. Gene Ontology annotation, cellular component: cytosol. The record is from RefSeq and is a predicted model, not a curated record. Gene Ontology annotation, molecular function: RNA binding. Gene Ontology annotation, biological process: rRNA processing. Bases 209 to 1357 code for a protein of 382 amino acids. NCBI's taxonomy places the organism in Eukaryota, Viridiplantae, Streptophyta, Magnoliopsida, Caryophyllales, Amaranthaceae. The transcript has 10 exons.
UUAAAAACCAAAGUGUAGAGAUGGGGCCAUAUUCUUAUCCUAAGAGUAAGUGACUGGUAAGAGAAUGGGAGGAAGAAAUCAACUGAAAGAAUACCACAAACUACAAAAGAUGGGAUUGAAUUUGAUCAAUAUAACUCUAAAGCCUUACAAUUAACAGCAUUGCCAUUACCCAAAAAUAGCCCAGCAGAACAAAAAAUCAGUAGAAAAAAUGGCCAACAGGUUGGUUGUGGUUCAGCAAAACCAACCAGCUUCUUCUUUGCCUCUCAUCCAUUCUUCUCUUUCUUCUGACUUUAAUGGCUGUAGACUCACUCACUCUGUCCAGUUCAAGAGAAAUGCAGUGCAGCCUAAAGGUGCAUUGCAUGUAACAGCAUCAAGUGCCAAGAAAAUCCUUAUAAUGGGAGGUACCCGAUUCAUUGGUAUUUUCUUGUCAAGACUCUUAGUCAAGGAGGGUCAUCAGGUGACUCUUUUUACAAGAGGAAAAGCACCAAUCGCGCAACAAUUACCUGGUGAAUCCGAUGCUGAUUUUGCUGAUUUUUCGUCCAAGAUCCUGCACUUGAAAGGUGAUAGACAAGAUUCUGACUUCGUCAAGAGCAGUCUCACUGCUGAAGGUUUUGAUGUUGUCUAUGACAUCAAUGGGAGAGAAGCAGUUGAAGUAGAGCCCAUAUUGGAUGCACUUCCUAAGCUAGAACAAUAUAUUUACUGUUCCUCAGCUGGUGUCUACCUUAAAUCAGAUCUCAUGCCGCAUUGUGAGGUAGAUGCAGUUGAUCCCAAGAGUAGGCACAAGGGAAAGCUUGACACAGAGAGCUUGCUACAAACAAAGGGUGUAAACUGGACUGCUUUAAGGCCUGUGUACAUUUAUGGUCCUUUGAACUACAACCCUGUCGAAGAAUGGUUCUUCCACAGGCUCAAAGCUGGUCGCCCUAUUCCUAUCCCUGGUUCCGGUAUUCAAAUUACCAGUCUAGGACAUGUUAAGGACUUGGCCACUGCAUUCGUACAAGUUCUUGGAAACGACAAAGCAAGCGGGCAAGUCUACAACAUUACCGGAGAAAAGUAUGUGACAUUUGAUGGACUAGCAAGAGCAUGUGCAAAGGCUGGUGGAUUUCCAGAACCUGAGAUCAUCCACUACAACCCCAAGGAGUAUGAUUUUGGUAAAAAGAAGCCUUUCCCAUUCCGUGACCAGCAUUUCUUUGCAUCAAUCGAGAAGGCGAAGAAAGAACUCGGUUGGGCGCCUGAGUUCGACUUAGUCGAUGGUCUUACAGACUCAUACAACUUAGAUUUUGGAAGAGGGACAUUCAGGAAAGCAGCUGAUUUCUCCACAGAUGACAUUAUUUUGGGCAAGACUCUUGCUACUGUCUAAGUAACAGAUUUCUAUUUUCACUUUAAUCAAUUGUUCGUAAAAAUUCCUAAUCAAUAACCGUGAUUUGUAAAUCACCACAAAAGGACAAAAAAAAUAAUAUUAAAAUAAACAAAAUAAAAAAAGAUAAAUAAAACAAUAAAAUUCUCACCAUAUCACAUCCUACCACAUAAGGGUGAUUUAUUAACCUUACGAAUAAUAAGACUUUCUCUGUUGUAAAUGUAAUGUACAUUUUUUUGCUCGUCAAACAUUAUUUACAACCUGAGUUUUGCGGGUGAAUAUGUUAGAUGCAAAUUUUAUACUGUGAGCUCCAAUGUUCCAUGUUAUGUUAUGUAAAUGUAAGUGGUA